CUGUGCUCACAGUUUUUCUGAUCUGUGAGUUAUGGCGACGAUGACACUUUGAGAAUACAGCAUCGCCACAGCUCAAAUUGUAGAGCACGGGAUGGUGACUGUUCCUCGGGAGCUCCUGUUGCUCCUGGGGACAAUUCACCUUCUGCUGAUACCCUGCAAAGGCUCCUCUUCCCACUCUGUGAAGUAUUUCUACACUGCACUGUCAGAGCCUGGCCAGGGACUGCCCCAGCUCAGCAUUCUGGGGUUUGUGGAUGACCAGCUCUUUGUUCAGUAUGACAGCAACACCAGGAAGUAUCUGCCUCAAGCUGCCUGGAUGAACAAAGUAGAGGAGGAAGAUCCCUGGUACUUUGAUGCACAGACUGAUCUCUCACAGAGGUAUGAGGUGGUGUUCAGAGCAGACCUGGUGAUCCUGCAGAAUCGCUACAAUCAGAGUGGAGGUUUUCACACUUUGCAGCAGAUGUACGGCUGUGAGCUAUGCGAAGAUGGGUACAAAAGAGGAUUUCGGCAGCUCAGCUAUGAUGGGAGGGACUUCCUCAGCUUCGACAAGGAGACCCGCACCUGGAUGGCAAAUGACGUUCCAGCCCAAGAGAGCAAGAGGAGGUUGGACAAGGACUCGGAUGCUAACCAUUACCUGAAGUCCUACCUGGAGGAGGAAUGCAUUGAGUGGCUCCAGAAAUACCUGGACUACGGGAAGGAGACGCUGCUGAGGAAAGAGCCCCCAGCAGUGAAGGUGACACGCAAGGCAGGCAGUGACGGCAUGGAGACCCACAUCUGCCGGGCCCACGGCUUCUACCCCAAGGAGAUUGAGAUCGACUGGACGAAGGACGGGGAAGUCUGGACUGAGGACACGCUCCGUGAGAGUGUCAGCCCCAACUCGGAUGGGACCUACCACACCUGGCUCAGCGUUGAGAUGGACCCCAAGGACAGGGGCCGCUACCAGUGCCGCAUAAGGCACGACAGCCUGGAGGAGCCUGGAUACUUCGUCUGGGAGGACUCUGCCCCUCUGCCUGUGGGAGUCAUUGUGGGAGCCAUCUUGGCAGUGGCAGCUGCUGUUCUGUUGGUGACUGGCAUCGUCCUCUACAUCAGGAAACGGCAACAGAGAGACUAUAAAGCAGCAUUAACAAGCGACAAGGGAUCCGACAACUCUGCCACAGCUUGAUCUCCUGCUGGUGUGUGAGGAGGAAGCAGAGGGAACCCACUGAAGGCUUGCUCUGAAUUACUCCUGCCAAGAGCUCCUGCCAGUCCUGGACCCCCCACCCAAUUCUGCAUCUGGCCGAGCUCCAGCAUCUCGUCUCCAGCUAGCAGAGUGAUUUUGAAUUGCAGGAAUGUAUUUGCGGGGAUGUCUUUCUGAGGAGUUUGGAAAUGUAUUUGUAUUGAUUGGAAUUAUGCCAACUAUUUGCAACUUAAAAGCUGUAUUGGGUAUUAAAAAGUGAUUCUCACGAUCAGCGAGAAGAA
Molecule: messenger RNA, 1455 nt
Organism: Hemicordylus capensis (graceful crag lizard)
Lineage: Eukaryota; Metazoa; Chordata; Lepidosauria; Squamata; Cordylidae
Product: class I histocompatibility antigen, F10 alpha chain-like
Exons: 8
Coding region: 92-1159 (355 amino acids)
Biological process (GO): immune response
Cellular component (GO): external side of plasma membrane
Source: RefSeq, a predicted model, not a curated record